CUACACUAGAUUAACCUUUGUAUCUCAUUUUCUUUUCUUCUGUGGUUACAUCAGUAGAUGAAUUGUUGAAGAGGAAAAGAAAAAAAUGAUGAAAGGAAGCGAAAUUGAUGGCAUAGAAGUACCAGAAGCAGUGAUGGAGAAUCUGAACCGCACUCUUGGAAGCCUUCAACAGCUGGAGACUGAGUUACCCCAAUUCCUCGCUCUCUCUGACCCUGACCUUCUCGCUCAACUGCCAUUUCUCGAACGCGCUCACUCACUCUUCUCACUCGCCAAACUCACUUCCACCCUCUUCUCAUUGAAGUUGAGGUGCAGAGGGGUUAACCCAAAUGAUCAUCCUGUGAAAUCCGAACUUGACAAGUUAAACGUGUUGCAGAAGAAACUGGAGCGGCUUACGCGGUUGAGUGAAGCACAGGAGCAAAUUAGGAACAUAAAUGAAGGGGAGGAAUUAGAGAUGAACUAUGAGGAGCGGGCUGGUCAAAAGAGGAAGUAUCCAUCUUCUGAAGAGCCAUCUAUUCAAAUUGAUGAUAUGGAGUCCCUGGUGAAAGUAAAGGAGGAAAAUCUUGGUUAUAAUAGUGGAAAUGUUAAGGGAACAAUGGUAAUUGACAUUUCAGAUGAUGAUGAUGAUGAGUUUAUGUGAAUAAAGGAGCUGUGUUUAUGGAGGAGGGAGACUCUUGGAUGACUUCAUUGGUGACACAAACAUAAUCUCUGAAGUCGCAAGUGACGACGAAUGCUAAAUUUCAAAUUUCGACUAUCACAAGCACCUUUCGUUAGUGCAUGGCAGUUCCAAUGUGCUGCUGUUUCACACGUUGUUGUUGUCACAGAUUUUGAAAUAAACAUUUUCUAACAAA
Molecule: messenger RNA, 848 nt
Organism: Vigna unguiculata (cowpea)
Lineage: Eukaryota; Viridiplantae; Streptophyta; Magnoliopsida; Fabales; Fabaceae
Biological process (GO): regulation of gene expression; maturation of 5.8S rRNA
Cellular component (GO): nucleolus; exosome (RNase complex)
Molecular function (GO): DNA binding; RNA binding
Source: RefSeq, a predicted model, not a curated record